AUCCGAAGCGGGACGGGCGAGGGCCGCUGCACACGACAGGCACGGAGCGAUGGCAGCCCCAGUAACCCCAGGACCCUCGGCCUCACCCGCCCCGGUCGCGCCUGAUGACCUUUCGGGGGGCGGGAGCCGGGGCCCUCCUGACCCCCCACCGGAGCCCAAGCAGCUCCCGGAGCUGAUCCGCCUGAAGCGAGACGGAGGCCGCCUGAGCGAGGCGGACAUCAGGGGCUUCGUGCGCGCCGUGGUGGACGGGAGCGCGCAGGGCGCGCAAAUCGGGGCCAUGCUCAUGGCCAUCCGACUGCGAGGCAUGGAUCUGGAGGAAACCGCGGCGCUGACCCGGGCCCUGGCCAAGUCCGGACAGCAGCUGGAGUGGCCGGAGGCCUGGCGCCCGCAGCUCGUGGACAAACACUCCACAGGGGGAGUGGGUGACAAAGUCAGCCUGGUCCUGGCACCUGCCCUGGCUGCCUGUGGCUGCAAGGUACCAAUGAUCAGCGGACGUGGUCUGGGGCACACUGGGGGCACCUUGGAUAAACUGGAGUCCAUUCCUGGAUUCACUGUCAUCCAGAGCCCAGAGCAGAUGCAAAGGCUGCUGGAGCGAGUGGGCUGCUGUAUCGUGGGUCAGAGCAAGAAGCUGGUUCCUGCUGAUGGAAUCCUUUAUGAAGCCAGAGAUGUGACAGCCACUGUCGACAGCCUGCCACUUAUCACAGCAUCCAUCCUCAGUAAGAAGGUGGUGGAGAACCUGUCUGCUCUGGUGGUGGAUGUGAAGUUUGGAGGGGCUGCAGUCUUCUCAAGCCAGGCACAGGCCCGGGAACUGGCAGAAGUGCUGGUUGGCGUGGGAGCCAGCCUGGGGCUUCGGGUCGCGGCGGCUCUGACGGCCAUGGACAAUCCCCUGGGCCGUAGCGUGGGCCACACCCUGGAGGUGGAGGAGGCGCUGCGUUGCAUGGAUGGCGCGGGGCCGGCGGACUUGCGGGACCUGGUUACUAGGCUCGGUGAGGGGGCCAGUGGAGGUGUGGGGGCCCGGGCUUCAGAGCAGGCCCGCCGGGAGUCCCUCGCCCCGCUACACCUAAGCCCCGUCCCUGCCGGCAGGGGGCGUCCUGCUCUGGCUCAGCGGACAGGCGGAGGCCCAGGACGAAGGCGCCGCGCGGGUGGCCAAGGCGCUAGAGGACGGGUCAGCCCGGGAUCGCUUCGAGCGGAUGCUCGCGGCGCAGGGUGUGGACCCGGGCCUGGCCCGAGCUCUAUGCUCCGGGACGCCCGCGCAGCGCCGGCAGCUGCUGCCCGGCGCCCGGGAGCAGGAGGAACUGCACGCGCCCGCAGACGGCACUGUGGAGCUGGUUCAGGCGCUGCCGCUGGCGCGCGUGCUGCACGAACUCGGGGCAGGGCGCAGCCGCGCAGGGGAGCCACUCCGGCCGGGGGUGGGCGCCGAGCUGCUGGUCAGCGUGGGCCAGAGACUGCGCCGCGGGACGCCGUGGCUACGCGUGCACCUGGACGCGCCCGCGCUCAGCGGCCCGCAGCGCCGCGCUCUGCAGGAGGCGCUGGGGCUCUCGGACCGCGCGCCCUUCGCGGCCUCCUCGCCCUUCGCCGACCUCGUCCUGCCGCCGCCCAGGCCCACGUCCACCCACACGCAGCAAUGAAGCCGAGACGCCGAGUCCUCUCGCUGCCUGUGGGAAAAUUAAUAAAGGAAAGCCUCCUUUAAAAUGGGGGCCGGAGGCCAGAACGGGGAGCCCCAGACAGCGCAGGAGGUCAGUUACUCCCGGAGGAGUCCGGGACAGACCCCGACAAAGAAUCCUCAAUAUAGGAAGAAACGUGCAUUGUGUUCACCACCCCAGCCCGAACUCUCUUUUCCUCCAAGGGACUUGCAUUCCCAACGCUCCUAACUUCCUUUUUUCCUACAAAAUAACAUUCUUCUGUCUUGUUUACUGGACUUGCCUAUGGUCCGCCAUAGCAUGCCCACCUGGAAUUGCAAUUCUUUGGCUAUUUCCGAAUAAACUCGUUUUGCUAGUAGAAUAA
This is a messenger RNA of Ceratotherium simum simum (southern white rhinoceros), 2004 nucleotides long. NCBI's taxonomy places the organism in Eukaryota, Metazoa, Chordata, Mammalia, Perissodactyla, Rhinocerotidae. The record is from RefSeq and is a predicted model, not a curated record.